This is a messenger RNA of Eremomyces bilateralis CBS 781.70, 463 nucleotides long. RefSeq lists its product as uncharacterized. Bases 30 to 338 code for a protein of 102 amino acids. NCBI's taxonomy places the organism in Eukaryota, Fungi, Ascomycota, Dothideomycetes, Eremomycetales, Eremomycetaceae. The transcript is spliced from 2 exons. The record is from RefSeq and is a predicted model, not a curated record.
GGAAAGUCGUCACCAGCGAGGACCUUGAUAUGAGCUUGGAUAGGGACGGAUCGAGAAAGCGGUUGAGUCUUGACACUUUAGAUACAAUGCAAGUUAUUAUCACCGACAAGUGGAGGCUAGAGGUUCAACAUAAGCAUCAUAACUACUCUCGAUCACUCGAUCCUAGUACGCAUAAUGUCUAUCGUAGACGUACACUGGCUCAGAAAGACCUAAUCGAAUCGAUGACAAAUACUGGGGCCCGGUCGAUGCAGAUAUUGAAUGCAAUUCAAAAGGAGGAUCCGGAAACUCGAGUCUCUGCUACCGAUAUUCGUAACGAGAGGAAGGCAAUCAGAGUAUAGCACUUGAAUAGGAGGAGUCCGAUUAAGACGUCACUAGAUAACCUGUCUAUGUUGACACCUACACCUGUCCCUAUCUCUUCCCCUACUCAAUCUUAUUUGUCUUUACCCGUCUCUAUUACUGUGCC